This is a messenger RNA of Botrytis sinoallii, 2980 nucleotides long. RefSeq lists its product as uncharacterized. Gene Ontology annotation, molecular function: carbohydrate:proton symporter activity. Gene Ontology annotation, cellular component: membrane. Gene Ontology annotation, biological process: carbohydrate transport; transmembrane transport. The record is from RefSeq and is a predicted model, not a curated record. The transcript has 4 exons. The coding region runs from base 658 to 2241 and encodes 527 amino acids. NCBI's taxonomy places the organism in Eukaryota, Fungi, Ascomycota, Leotiomycetes, Helotiales, Sclerotiniaceae.
ACGUCCUGAAGACAUACCCGCCUUAUUCUAUUCGUCAAGAUAUACUGCUGACUCAGACCGAAUGCAAGCAUGUACCCCGACUUCGGUACAUGACUUCAAACACGCCCAAUUCAAUACUGAACUACCAUUCCAACGUCGUCAACUUACCUACUUAUCUACCUUCCUAAUUUAGUUGUCCGGUCCGUGAUAUCUAUCUAGAGUUGUCGGUUUGCUGGGAGUGCCAAGACCGCGGGGAUUGAUUGGGUUUUCCCCACAUGCACUCACUCCCAUCUAUGGCUCUUUGGGAACGGUGCACCCACCCCCAUUUUGGUAAUCUGAUAUCAUAUCAUAACGUCGCAUCCCGUAUCUGCAGAAGCAUGAGUUGCAGCUUAUCAUCGAUAAGUAUCUAUGGAUGGAUUGAUCUCUUCUGCUUUCGCAAGCGCGAUAAGGAUUAAGAUUUAAUGAAGGGUUUCCUUAGGAUUUUCAUACAAUAUAGCAUGAUUCCAACGGGUGUGUUUGAGGAUACACAGUGGGUGACGAUUUACGAAUAUUGAAUAUUGGAUGUUGGAUAUUGCGCAUUAGACGACUAUAUCUUUCGAGAUCGAUUUCACAUUCUAAGGAUACUGGUUUUAUUUUGAAUUCUCUCAUCUCCUCAUCAUCAUCCAUCCAGGAAUCAAGAUGCGGAAAUCAGAAGACAUGACCACAAAACCACACCUCCAAGAUUUAUCUCUCCCCAUCGACCCCCCGCAUCUCCCUAAUAAACAAACGCACCUCGAUGCGCAAACUGCGACGGAAAUCGAGCAUUCCAUGUCUUUUCGCGAUGCGCUUCGUCUCUACCCCGCGGCGAUAGCUUGGUCUGCAUUUUUCUCUCUCGGAAUUAUCAUGACGGCUUUUGAUCCCCAAUUACUGGGAAGUUUAUAUGCGACACCUGCUUUCCAAAAGGAUUUUGGAUAUAAAUACAAGGGAGAUUAUAUCGUGAGCGCGCAAUGGCAGACGGCAUUGGGAAUGGGGAAUCCGAUUGGACAGGUGGUGGGAGCGUUACUUAUUGGGUUUCCGAUGGAGUGGUAUGGAAGGAAAUGGACAUAUAUGGCAUGUGUAUCCGGUACUGCAGCACUUAUCUUCGUGCAGUUCUUCGCGCGCUCUCUCCCUGUUCUUCUCGUCGGGGAACUUAUCGGCGGUCUCAUCCUAGGCACAUAUACUACCAUUGCCCCAACCUACGCAUCGGAAGUAUGUCCUAUAGCGCUUCGCGGUCAUCUAACUUCGUAUGUCAAUCUUUGUUUCGUGAUGGGUCAACUCAUCGCAAAUGGGGUUAUUGCUGGGACGUCUCGUCUCGAUAAUCAUUGGGCAUAUAGUGCUCCAUUUGCAAUUCAAUGGCUCUGGCCUCUCAUCAUUUUGAUUGGUAUCCCUUUCGCGCCUGAAUCGCCUUGGUGGUUGGUCAGGAAUGACAGACUUGAAGAAGCAGAGAAAUCGCUGGAUAGACUGUCGUCGAAGGAAAUUAAUAACAAAUUGGUUCUGGCGAUGAUGAUUGAGACGGAUAGGUUGGAGUUGGAGAUGGAGACGGGGACAACUUAUUGGGAUGUUUUUAAUAAGACUAAUAUUAGGAGAACGGAGAUCGCAAUUGCGGUUUUUGUGACGCAGGUUUUCAGUGGGAUUUAUUUGGUGGGCUAUGCGGCCUAUUUCUUUCAACUUGCCGGUCUUGCUGGAUCCAAAGCAUUUGAUAUGAGCGUCGGAUUUCUAGCCGUUGGCUUCGUAGGAACCCUUUUGUCAUGGAUUUUGAUAUCAAAAUUCGGUCGACGACGCAUCUACAACAUCGGCCUUGCGUUACUCACCACUAUUAUGUUUCUUAUUGGGAUUCUGGAUUGUGUACCAAAUUAUGUGAAUCGUCCAGGUGUCAUCUGGGCACAAUCGACGCUCAUGAUUGUUUGGAAUGGUAUCUUUGAUCUUAGUGUUGGCCCCGUUUGCUACACGAUUUUCUGUGAGGUAUCAGCGACCAAAGUUCGUUCGAAAACUAUUGCUGUGGCUACGGCAAUGCAAGCACUUGUUGGAAUAGUUAUGACGGUUGCCAUUCCUUAUAUGAUUAACCCGGAUCAAGCGAAUUGGAGAGGAAAGAUUGGAUUUUUCUAUGGUGGUUGUUCGGUAUUUUGUCUUAUCUGGUGUUGGCUCAGAGUCCCAGAAACCAAAGGAAGGACGUACGAAGAAUUGGAUCUGAUGUUCGCAAGAGGUGUCAAGACGAGAGAUUUCAAACAUUACAAAAUCGUGUAAUGUAUUGUAUAUCCACACCAAUUUGACUCGUUAAUGAAAUUAAAAAUAGCACUUUCACUUGCAGAUAUACUGGUUUCGUCUUAUGUUUCGUUCUCAUUCUCACCACUGUACAUUUUGAUGGAUCAUCUUGUGCAUGGUUGAUGAUGAUGAACUUAUUUCAAUUGUGUUUAUCUUCAGUGAGUGCAUUGAAGGACUCCUUGCAUUAACCCUACAACUUAUGAAUCGUUCCAAUUUCUGGAGACCCCUAGUUUUGUGAUCUUCACAAUCCCAAGACACAAUGAUUGAAUUUUGCAAUGAAAGUUGAAACCCCAGAAAUCGGCAAAGAAAGGUUGAGCGAUUUAAUGCCAAAUCAAUCCAAUUAGCUCGUCGACACGACACGACACAACAUGCAUGACACAGCACGAUAAAUCAAAUUGACAUCAUUUGUGUCGGCCAAUCCGUCUGUCGGUGUUUUGGGUCAAAUCCUGUCAAUUUUGUCAUUCCUGUCAAUCCUGUCAUCCAUACUCGUGAGUCGUCGUCAUAUGUUCCGGGAGUCCGGAGUAUUGAUGGGCGAUGAUGUUCCAAGUUUUUUAGGAUUGAUCGAUACCCAGGUCCAAUUAGCUACGUAGAUGGAAAGGUAGAGGGAAGAAAAGUAAGGUUAUUCCGAGUUUCGUCCACCAAUCUUCGUGUAAAUGUGAAGAUUUACUACCUCGAACUAUGAGUUGUAAUCUUAUCUAGGCGUAGGUAAUACUAAAGUAAG